AUGGCUGGGCGCUUUCAGAUUCCGCUGGACGCUUUGACGUCGCGCCUUAACCUCCAAGGUCGCUUUGACAGCGUCCGAUCUCAACCGAUUGCUUCUCGAUUCGCCAACCUCAGGCCAGUGUCGGAGUUUCUGGACCUGAAGCGUCUCUCGAAGCCGGCAAACUUUGGCGAAGUGCAAAGCCGUGUCAAUUACAAUUUGGGUUACUUCUCCAGUAACUAUGCGGUUGUCUUUGUGAUGCUGAGCAUUUACAGCCUCAUCACGAACCUUUUGCUCCUUUUUGUGAUACUUUUUGUUGCUGGUGGUCUCUAUGGCAUUCGUAUGCUCAAUGGACGUGACCUUGAUGUUGGUUUCGCCAGAGCCACCACUUCGCAGCUCUACACUGGACUCCUUGUCGUCGCGGUGCCUCUGGGCAUUUUCGCUUCCCCGAUCACCACAAUUCUGUGGCUCAUCGGCGCAACUGGCGUGAGCAUUGUUGGUCACGCCUCGCUCAUGGACAGACCAGUCGAGACUGCUUUUUCCGAGGAGGCGGUCUAG
Messenger RNA from Xylona heveae TC161, 534 nucleotides. RefSeq names its product prenylated rab acceptor 1. Bases 1 to 534 code for a protein of 177 amino acids. Lineage: Eukaryota; Fungi; Ascomycota; Xylonomycetes; Xylonales; Xylonaceae. Gene Ontology annotation, cellular component: Golgi apparatus. The transcript has a single exon. The record is from RefSeq and is a predicted model, not a curated record.